AUUAAAAAAAAGCGCUGAUCUCUUCUUUCACUUUCCUUCCUGCGUCUGUCCGGUGGUGCAGCAUUAAAACGGGUCUUGAAUUCGGUGCUUUGUCUCCAGUUAAGUUCUUGAUUUGACAUCAUGGCAGCUGCAAAACCUGUUUAUCAGUCUCUGGACCACGACAGCAGCUAUGAACUUCUACCAUCCAACAUGUCUGAGUUGAGGGUUGUCGUACUUGGAGACAGCUGGUCUGAGAGGAGUUCAGUGGGGAGGUUCAUUCUGGGCGUGGAGGCUUUCAAAGAUGAAAUUAAGUCCUGUUUCCGAAUCAGCACAACACAAAAAGAGAAAAAAAUAGCAGUCAUCAACACUCCAGAUCUGGACUUUACAACAGCAGAGGAACAGACACAGUUUAUAAAAGACUGUAUGAGUGCCUCUGCUCCUGGACCUCAUGUGUUCCUGUUGCUUGUGCAGCCUGAAGAUUUCACUGACAAACACAAAGAGAGGUUCAACAAUGUUCUAAAAAAUUUCAGUGAUCAAUCGUUUGAUCAUUCAGUGAUACUGAUUUUAACACCCAAAGAGCAGAGUUCAGGUUUGAUGGAAAAAUACCUCCAAAAACCUCCAUUACAGGAGAUGAUCAGAAAAUGUAGAUACGGAAAUUUAAUGCAGAAGAACCUUAAACUUCCAGAGCUGCUAACAUGCUUCGGGCAAAUCUUUAAAGAGAACAAAGAAGAGUAUGUGAGCUAUGAAGUGUUCCAUGAAACAACAGGCAGUUUACCAGUUGAUGAUCAGAGCCACAAACAAAAUAACACAACAGGUUCCAUCAUGGCUGCUGUUACAGAUGCUGGUAUCCAAGGAAUUAAAAACCCUGAUCAGUUCCUAGUGGUUGAGGAAAACUCUUCAAUUGGCGCAUCUGCCUUCAGAGUUGUGCUGUUGGGAAAAAGUGACGACAAAAAGAUAAAACUUGGUAACCUGAUCAUGCGACGGCAACAAUUUCAUUCUUUCAUUCAAACCAAACACUGUGAGGUCUCUUUUGGAAAGUGGGAAGAAAAAAAAGUAACAGUUGUGAAAACUCCUGACAUGUUCAGUCUGGCUGUGGAAAAUAUCUGGGAAGUGAUGCGACAUUGUUUGAGUCUCUGUCCUCCUGGACCAAAUGUUCUGCUGCUGUUAGUGAAGCCUUCAGCUUUCACAGAGGCCCACAGAGAAACACUGAAGUUCAUUCUGAGUUUGUUUGGAGAAGAUGCCUUUAAAUACUCAAUGGUCAUCAUAACACAUGAGAAUGAAAUUAAUGUCUCUGUUAAUGAUCUCCUUACCAACUGUGGAGGAAGAUACUACAACAUGUGUGAUGAUAACUAUACAUCAUUAAUGACGAAGAUUGAAGAAACAGCAAAUGAAUGCAUCAAGCUCUCCCUGAUGUCAGAGCAGAAGAAACCAUCUUUAAACCUGGUUGUGUUUGGGAGGAGAGGAGCAGAGAAGACUUCAGCAGUCAAGGCCAUUUUAGGUCAGACAGAGCUUCCUUCAGCCUCCAGCUCAUCAGAGUGUGUUAAACAUCAGGGAGAGGUGUGUGGACGUUGGCUUUCCCUGGUGGAGCUGCCUGCCUUGUAUGGAAAGCCUCAGGAGGAAGUGAUGGAGGAAUCAUUCAGCUGUGUCUCCCUCUGUGAUCCUGAGGGGGUCCACGCCUUCAUCCUGGUCCUACCUGUGGGUCCCCUCACUGGUGAAGACAAGAGAGAGUUGGAAAUAAUCCAGAACACAUUCAGCUCUCGAGUCAAUGAUUUCACCAUGAUUCUGUUCACUGUGGAGUCAGAUCCUGCAGCUCCAGCUGUUGUUAACUUUAUCAGAGACAACAGAGACAUCCAGGAGCUCCGUCAGAGCUGUGGAGGAAGAUCUGUUGUUCUCAACAUCAAGAACAAGCAGCAGAUCCUGAAGCUGCUGGAGGCCGUGGAAACAAAUAUUCCUGAUAGUAACAAACCUCAUGGUUUUACAACUAAAACCUUAACAUUAGACAAAAUGAAGGAGGUUUUACAGCUACAGGCUGAACUACAGGAGGCCAGGACAAAGACCAGGGUUAAAGAUGAUAAAGAGAAGCAGAGCUCCGACUGUUUCAGGAUUGUUUUGAUCGGAAAGACCGGCAACGGGAAGAGUGUUUCGGGAAACACCAUUGUGGGAAGAGAAGAGUUUGAAUCCAAAUCCUUCCAAAACUCUGUUACUAAGAACUGUAAGAAAGCUCAGAGUGAGGUGGACGGUCGUCCUGUUGCUGUGGUCGACACUCCUGGUCUGUUUGAUGAUAGUUUGUCCAAGGAGGAGAUUAAUGAGGAGUUGGCCAAAUGCAUCAGUCUUCUGGCUCCAGGACCACAUGUCUUCCUGCUGGUGAUACCGAUUGGUAGGUGUACAGAAGAAGACAAGGAGGCUUUAAAACUCAUCAAGAAGGUUUUUGGUAAAAACUCUGAAAAGUUCACUAUCAUUCUUUUCACAAAAGGAGAUGAACUGGAGCAUCAUAAAAUCUCCAUUGAAAAAUACAUAGAAACUGGAUGUAACGAUUCCUUCAAGAAGCUGAUUGCUGACUGUGGAGGAAGAUACCACGUGUUUAAUAACCGCGAUGCGAACAACCGCUCACAGGUCAGUGAGCUGAUAAGAAAGAUCGACACCAUGUUGGAGGAAAAUGGAGGCAGCUGUUACACCAACAAGAUGCUGCAGGAAGCUGAAGCAGCGAUACAGAAAGAAAUGAAGAGAAUCCUGAAAGAAAAGGAGGAAGAGCUGAAGAAACAGAGGGAGGAGCUUGAAACAAAACAUGAGCAAGAAAAGGAAGAAAUGAAAAUUAGAAUGGAAGAACAGAGAGCAGAUAUAGAAAAGGAAAGACAACAGAAAGCUGAGGAACUUAAAAGAAUGGAAGGAAGCAUCAACAAGGAACGUGAACAGAGGAAAAAAGAAAAGGAAAUUAGAGAACAGGAAGAGAGGAAACGAAAAGGGGAGGAAGAACUUCAACAGCAGAAGUGGAAACAAGAACGAGAAGCUUUGGAGAAAAAAAUCAUGUCCGAAUCAGAAGAAAAGGAGACAAUUGACAAAAAACUGGAGAUGGUCAGAAAAGACAUGGAAGAAAAACGAGAAGUCUGGGAGAAAGAACGGAAAGAGUGGUGGGACAACCGACAACGAGAAGAUGAAGAGAGACGUCAAGAGGAGAAAAGAAAACUAAACAAGCUUCAAAAGGAAUUUGAGGAGGAGAGAGAGACAUAUGAACAGAAAAGAAAAGCUGAUGAUCAAAAGAGAAAAGAACAGGAGGAGAAAGAAAGACAAGAAUUAGAGGAAAAGUACAGGAAACAAAUGGAGGACAUGAAGAAGACAUACGAAGAGGAGGCCAGAAAACAGGCUGAAGAGUUUAAUGAGUUCAAAGAGAAAUAUGAAAAAGAUCUGAAAACUCUGAUGGAAAAACAUGACGAUGAACUGAAGGAUCUGAAAGAGAAACAUGAGAAAGAAAAACAAGAAGAACAACAGAGACACGGCGACGAAUACAAUCUGUUAAAUGAACUCGCAUCUCACAAAGAGGAAGAGCUGAAAGAUGAUGUGAAGAAGAAGGAGCAAGAACUAAAAAAAGAAGUUGCUGAGAAAAAUAAAAUACAGCAGGAAAAAGAGAAGAAAGAAAAACAAAUGAAAGAAUUGGAAGAGCUGAAGAAAAGACAAGAGGAAGAACUAAAGAAAUUAAAAAGCAAAGUGGUAGUAAAACUUUGUACCACAUCCUGAACAUCCUUAAACUGCAAACUGAUUUUACAUCAUCACAGUUUCGCAUUCGACCCCACACAGACACAAAAACAGCUGUGUUCACAUCUGUCUGGCUUUUGUGUUUCAUUCUUAUUACUUUUUGGCAGAUAAAGUUUUCAGUGUCAGUUUUAACAUAAGUUUGUAAUGAGUCAAAUUUGAGCUGAUUUUCUGUAAUAUGUCUGGUUUAAAUUCAAAACAAUUUAAUUUUCUCACAUUAACAUCUGAAUUUAAGUUGCUGACAUUGACACUGUGUCCUUUUACAAGAUUUUUUUCUUUUUUAUGCUUAACAAUUUUUAUGUGUUCAGCUUUAUUUGACUUUAUACUAUUUUCAGAUUUUUGUUAUUUUUGUGGGAGAGCAUACGAUGAGGUUUUAAAAUAAAUUCUGGACUAUGAAAUGUAAUGUGAUGUGGUUGCUGCAUGCAGAGCUAUUUUCGUAUGUACACAUAUUUUAACAGAUAUUAAAGCAAACAUUUUCAUUUUAAAUUAGACCUAUUAUCUCUAAACCGAUUAUCACAUUGUAACAUUAAAUCACAUAAAACGUGUAAAAUUGUCUUGUGCAUGAUUAUAUCAUCAAUAACCUGAAUUUUUUAAGGAUGUUUUAUGUUCAGAAUUAGCUCAAAAGAAAUUAUUUAAUCUCCUGAUGAAACAAAAUCUUGGAUUUUUUUAGAGAUAAAGUAUAAGAGUAUUUAGGAACAGUGAUGGUUUUACUUGUUUUUACUCACUUUAACUUCUUAUUCAUAAAUAAACUGUUUCCAAGAGUAAUUUGGAAAAAUUGUGUGUUUUUGUUUCUUCUACUUGAUUUCAUAACCCAAGAGUACAAUUCCAGAGAGGUCAAGAAGUUAGAAAAACCUGGAUUCAGGUGAUCUCUGGUUGCAAACUGUCAUGUUUUUGUUUUUAAUAGGUGGACACGGCUAAAGACGUUAGGGGCCAAAUUGUUGUGAGUUAGUCGCUUUUCUGCUUUCUCCAUCGCUUGUGAUGAAAGCAUGGACACAACCGACUUGGCCCAACUUCUAGUCUUCAUUCGAGGCGUUAAUGAGAACUUUGAUGUGUGUCAGGAACUAGCGAGCCUUGAGACUCUGAAAGGAACAACAAAAGGCAUGGAUUUUUUUAUGGCAGUACAGCAAGUUAUGGACAAAAAUAGCUUGAAGUAGGAAAACCUAUGUGGCAUCACUACUGAAGGAGCCCCGGCUAUUGUC
Messenger RNA from Melanotaenia boesemani (Boeseman's rainbowfish), 4925 nucleotides. RefSeq lists its product as uncharacterized. Bases 121 to 3711 code for a protein of 1196 amino acids. Gene Ontology annotation, molecular function: GTP binding. The transcript has 7 exons. Lineage: Eukaryota; Metazoa; Chordata; Actinopteri; Atheriniformes; Melanotaeniidae. The record is from RefSeq and is a predicted model, not a curated record.